AUGGCCAGCCUGCGAAGAACUCUGACCGCGGUAAGCCCUGCGGUUUUGUUUCAUAAACACACGGUUUGCAGGGCCAUACAACAGCAAGCAGACAUGCCUGCAAGGGUUCAUUGUGCUACCAGAUAUCUUAUGAAUAGUUCAAACAGAAGACUCUCUUACUCGACACAGGUCAACUUGUCCAAGUCACUUUUUAGAAGAACACUUACAACACAGGCACAAGCAGAGGGGGCGCCAUUGGUGCUCAGAAGAGAUGAAGGAGGAAUAAGAUGGCUGAAGUUUAAUAAUGAAAGAAAAAGAAAUGCACUGUCUCUGGCCAUGCUGGAUUGUCUGAAACAGGAGCUGAUGGAGGGAGGGGAGGAUGAAAAAGUCCGAGUCCUGAUCCUGACAUCAGAAGGUCCAGCAUUCUCCUCAGGGCAUGACUUAUCAGAACUGACAUCAGCCACAGGCCAUGAGUACCAUAAGAAAGUCUUCAGAAGAUGUACAGAGGUCAUGACACUAGUACAGGACAUCCCAGUCCCAGUGAUGGCAGAAGUGAGAGGGUUGGCGACAGCAGCUGGCUGUCAGCUAGUGGCAAGUUGUGACGUGGCUAUAGCAGCAGAGACAGCGAGAUUUGCAACACCAGGGGUAAACAUUGGGUUGUUCUGUUCAACACCAGGUGUCGCUUUGGCCAGAGCUGUCCCCAGGAAGGUUGCCAUGGAGAUGUUACUAACUGGGUUCCCAAUAAGUGCAUCAGAGGCAUUCAGGGCGGGGCUGGUAAGCAAGGUGGUCCCUGAGGAUAAGGUGGAAGAAGAGACUUUGAAAAUUGCCAGAAAGAUCUGUGAUACAAGUCGGUCAGUGACGGCCAUUGGAAAGGCUUGUUUCUACAACCAGAUUAUGUGGGAUCGCAACACUGCAUACAGGCAUGCAGAGGAUGUUAUGGUAUCUAAUCUUCAAAUAAAAGAUGGACAGGAAGGAAUUGGUGCUUUUCUACAAAAACGUCAUCCGGUAUGGACGCACAAUGAGGACCCCGUAGACAAAGAGUGAUCUCGGAUUUUAGGGAGAUGUUGAAAAGAAAUUUAAGUGCUAAAGAUCAUUUUGACUUUAAUUAAUUGGAGAUUUUAUUGGGAAAAGAGAGAGAGAGAGAAAAAGCUGUAUUGAAAAUCCAGUUGACAAUUUGUAAUCGGAGGCCUAGGAAUAGAGAGAGGGAGAGCUCAGUUGUGGAAGAAAUUUUAUUGUGGACAGCUGCUCGGUAUGUCAUUUAGAAUGGUAAUAAUCUACAGUGGUGACUGGAUAGACUUUGUACUGUCAUGAUCAUUUCUAAUAUUAUAGCAGUCAGAGGCAUGCUGAUCAUAUGAGGAGAACAUGAGAAGUUUUCUCAGUAUCAAAAAAGAAUAUAAUACAGCAGUAGAUUGUAUAUUACGAAAAAGGACAAGGAAAGACUACUCAGGAUGUAUAAACAGAAAAAUCACAUGUGUGGAGAAUCACUUGUGAUGUGGCAUUUAAAAAAUGAAUAAAGAGUAUUUUUUGUAAUUUGGUUUGAGGAGAUUAAUAAUAUCAAAUUGUUAUCUAUCGUGGGUAUUGUAGAUUGCUACUUGUAGUCCCAGUAGUAUAAGGACAAGUAGUAUAAGUAGUA
Lingula anatina is the source of this 1612-nucleotide messenger RNA. RefSeq names its product enoyl-CoA hydratase domain-containing protein 3, mitochondrial-like. Gene Ontology annotation, molecular function: hydro-lyase activity. Gene Ontology annotation, cellular component: mitochondrion. NCBI's taxonomy places the organism in Eukaryota, Metazoa, Brachiopoda, Lingulata, Lingulida, Lingulidae. The record is from RefSeq and is a predicted model, not a curated record.